Notechis scutatus (mainland tiger snake) is the source of this 6173-nucleotide messenger RNA. NCBI's taxonomy places the organism in Eukaryota, Metazoa, Chordata, Lepidosauria, Squamata, Elapidae. The record is from RefSeq and is a predicted model, not a curated record.
AUGGCCCAAGGGCCGGGGGGCACGAGAAGGCAGCUGGCUCGCCGUGACCCUGGGAGCUCGGCUUUGCCCGCGCCGCCGCCGUCGCUGCUGCUGCUGCUGCUAGCCUGGGCUGCGGCGGGGGUCCGAGGGCAGGGCCCCCUCGAGUUCCCUCAAGCCGUUGCUAACCUGGCCGUGAGCGGGGAGCGCUUCCUGGUGGCCAGCGGCAACUGCUGGUACGAGGUGGCGCCUUCGCUGGCGUGGAAGGAGGAGCGCUUCUGCGAGAAGCCGGUCACCUUCUGCGGGGAGACGGUGGCUUCGGUCAACAAGCUCCUGCUGCCCUUCGGUCGCGACCGCCUGCUCACCUGUUGGACUCAGCCGCGAGGCGUCUGCUAUCUGCAGAACCUCACCGAAGGGAGCUCCAAGGAAGCGUUGGGCCAGGAAUUGGUGACUUACGCGUCGGAAGGCGCGGCGGCCGGGCUGAUGUUUUGCGAGGACAAUUGCUCACAUUGGUCCCUGCUCGUAGCCACGGCCCACAAAUUGAACCACUGCACCGAUGACCCCCCGCCGAGCAUCGCCAACAAGGCGGUCUUCCUCAUAAAAGAAAGCGAGAAAAACGUGGCCGAAAACAGGCAGGUGGCCAUGAAGAAGGUGUACGACCUGCACUUCGAGGAUGCCUUUCGCUGGCAGGAGUACUUCUUUUUCCCUUAUUAUGACAACGACAAAGUGGAGGCCAAGAUGCUCAUCGCUCUGUACGAGAACACCUUCUGGUACAAUAGCCAGAUCCUGCGAUGUGGCGCCGGCGGCAAAAUUCUUUCCUCGGCGUACCUGGAGCAACGCGACCUCUGGGCCGGGAUUUUCGGCUCGGCCUCAAGUCCCGCCGCCAGCCCGACUUCCACGGCCCUUUGUAUCUUUUCUCUUAAAGAGCUGCUGAAGAAUGCGGAAAGCUGCGAGUUCAAGGAGCCCGCCGCUUCCGAGUUCACUUCGGAAUCUCAUCCUCCAGAAAAAUGUGUAAAGGUUACAUGGCCAAUGAACAAUUCAACUUCUCUGAAUCAUUUUAAUUUGGUUUCAGUUUAUGCCACUGUGCUUCUAAACAAGACUGUUUUAUUUUUAGGGACAGGAAAUGGGCAGCUAUUGAAGAUUGUCCUUGAUGACAAAAUGAAGCCAAAUUGUCCAGAAAUUUUAUAUGAAAUUAAGGAAGAAACACCCAUUUUCCAUAGGCUUGAACUUGACCCUACGGAUCAGAAUUACAUCUAUCUACCAUCUAAUAAUAUGAUUAGGAGAAUACAGGUUGCAAAUUGCAACAAAUAUAUUUCCUGCAGAGAUUGUUUAUCUGCAAUGGACCCACACUGUGGAUGGUGUCACACAAAGAAAAGCUGCACUUUAAAAGGAAAAUGUUCAUUUUCUAGUAACUCACCUAACUGGGUAAAUAUUUCAUAUGGCAUAGAUAAGUGCCUGAAAAUCUACACUUCUCAACUCAAAAAUAAUAAGGUUCAUGUGAGAGUAGAUGUAAAUUCUUUUGGUCUUUCUGAAGCACAUUCCCAUUGUAAGAUGUUAAAUGCAAGGACCAAUGAAAUUCUUUGUAAUGUGAAUCAACACCAUCUAAAUUGUUCCUGUAAUAUAACAUUUAAAGAUCUAUCAGAGAAAGUUCAAGUGUCAUUCAUCUCAGGAACUUGGAAUUUAUCAGAAAUAUUUGAAUUUGACAUCUGUUCUUUAUCAAAAACGUGCUCAAAAUGUGAUCAUACGCACUGCACCUGGAAUGCUAGAGAAGAAAAAUGUGUUACCUCUUCUAUGACUUGUGCCAAAAAAAUUGAUUGUAGUACAACUAUCAAUGCAUUAAACAAAAAAGAUCAUUCAGCAACAUCAAAGCCUAUUAAAAUUAUUUCCAUUGAACCGAACUACAUGUCAAUAUUAGGUAAACCUGAAGUGCUAGUCAUAGGAGAAAACUUUACAAAAUCAAAUUUUUUGAUGGAGAUAACUGGAACCAGCAGCUGCCAACAAGAUGUGGGAUAUGUUACUAAAGUGUUAAAUGACACACACAUGAAAUUCUGUUUACCACCAAGUCGUAAAGAAGUCAAGAGCGCAUGCAUAAAGGAAAACGGGUUUGAAUGUUCUGCCUCUCUUCCACUACAUUACGUCUCUUUUCCAUCAUGCGCUAAAAUCCUUCCAAAUAUUACUUGGAUGAGUGGAGGUCGCAAGAUGACUAUACAUGGGAAAUAUCUGAAUAUCACAGAUGAAGUUAUUUUAAGUGAUUUCCCACAGACCGUAAUGAAAAAAAAAGACAACUUAAAUCUUUCUAGACAUGAACUUGAAGUUUUCAUAUCUGAUAAUAAUCUGAUCAACAUAACAUUCAACAUCCAAAAUAUUUCCAAAACAGCCACUCGUAGCAUAAUACACUGUAGAGCUAAACAGGAAAAAAACAUUACCAGGAAGAUUAAUAAGUCAAGCAUGAAAGUUUAUGUCAAGGUGGGGAAUUUUGUGUAUGAAAUUCCUAAUGAAAAGAACUAUUCAUUCUUCUACAUUCUUUUGUUAAUCCCGAUAGUAAUUGUGGUUGCAGUUUUUGUCACCCAGCGAAAGUCCAAACAAUUAAAUCAAAAAUUGAGUGAACAUCUGGAGCUAUUGGAAUGUGAACUUCGUAAAGAAAUACGGGAAGGAUUUGUUGAACUACAAGUUGAAGAACAGGAUAUAGUUGAUAGCUUUGGAACAAUUCCAUUUCUUGAUUAUAAACAUUUUGUUCUUAGGACAUUUUUUCCAGAGGCUAAAGAUAUUUCGUCUAUAUUUAUUGAAGACUCCAAUGAACCACUAAGCAAAGAUCAGGGUCUAUAUGCAUUAAUUUGUAACAAAAAAUUUCUCGUUACUCUGAUUCACAUUCUUGAAAAACAGAAAACAUUUGAUGUAAAAGAUAGAUGCUUGUUUGCAUCUUUUUUAACAAUUGCACUACAGACAAAUCUAGUCUAUUUAACUAAUAUUCUAGAAGUUUUGACAAAAGAUUUGAUGGAGCAGUCUAGCAAUAUACAACCUAAGCUGAUGCUGAGGCGCACAGAAUCAGUAGUAGAAAAACUGCUUACAAACUGGAUGUCAGUUUGCCUUUCUGGUUUUCUUCGGGAAACAGUUGGGGAACCAUUCUUUUUACUUGUAACAACUUUAAAUCAAAGGAUUAUCAAGGGUCCUGUGGAUAUAAUAUCUUGCAAGGCCUUAUACACUCUAAAUGAAGACUGGUUACUGUGGCAAGCACCUGAAUUCAGCACAGUGGUAUUAAAUGUUGUCUUUGAAAAUAUGCAAGAAAAUGAGGCCAAUGGCGCUGCUCAGAAUAUCCAAGUUAAAAUAUUGGAUUGUGACACCAUUGAACAGGCCAAAGAGAAGAUCCUACAGGCCUUUCUGAACAAGAACGGAUCCCUCUAUGGUCUCCAGCUAAGAGAAAUGGGCCUGACUCUUGAAUCAGGUUCCCAAGCAAAAGAACUUCUGGAUGUAGAUGGUUCCUCCGUGAUUUUGGAAAAUGGAGUUACUAAGCUGAACACCGUAGGCCAUUAUGGGAUUUCAGAUGGAGCAACAAUGAAAGUAUUUAAGAAGAAACAAGAUAUAUCAGCUGAUGGAGAAUAUUCUGAGGACUAUUGCCAUCUGAUAUUACCAGAUGCAGAAGCAGCCAAAGAAUCACAGAGUGCAAAACAUAAAGGAAAACAAAAAUUUAAAGUCAAAGAAAUGUAUCUCACUAAACUUCUCUCUACUAAGGUUGCUAUCCACUCAACUGUUGAAAAGCUCUUUAGAAGUAUUUGGAAUUUGCCCAACAAUAAAGCCCCAAUUGCUAUUAAAUAUUUUUUUGAUUUUCUGGAUGCUCUGGCUGAAAAUAAAAAAAUUACAGAUCCUGAUGUGGUUCACAUAUGGAAAACCAACAGUCUGCCUCUUCGAUUCUGGGUGAAUAUUCUGAAGAAUCCUCAAUUUGUCUUUGAUAUUAAAAAGACUCCACAUAUAGAUGGCUGCCUGUCAGUCAUUGCACAAGCAUUUAUGGAUGCAUUUUCUCUAUCAGAGCAACAGUUGGGAAAGGAAGCACCAACAAAUAAACUUCUGUAUGCUAAGGAUAUACCACUUUAUAAAGAGGAAGUUAAAGCUUUCUAUAAAGCAAUAAGGGAUUUGCCUCCACUGCCCAGAGCAGAGCUGGAAGAAUUUUUAAUUCUGGAAUCACAGAAACAUGAAAAUGAAUUUAAUGAGGCUGAGGCCUUGAAUAAAAUUUACUCCUAUAUAACAAGAUACUUUGAUAAGAUACUGAAUAAAUUAGAGACAGAACGAGGGUUGGAAGAAGCCCAACAGCAACUCUUAAAUAUAAAAGGCUUAAUGGAUGAAAAGAAAAAAUGCAAAUGGGUGUAGUCAUUUAAUUUUAUAAUUGCUGCUGUUAUGGAACCAAAUUCAAAAUAUUGGCCAACCAGUUCCAUUCACACAAAAUCAGCAACGGAUGCCCUCAGAUCGGAACAGUCAUCUCCAGAUGUGUCAACAAAGUGGAGCCUGGACUGAGACAUAUACCUGCCUGCUUCUGGCAUCUGAAGGAAUCCCUCUAUGCAGAUCUUCCCUUCUAGAUUGAUACAAUCAAGUAAUUUUGGUUUAUUUUUUUGCAUUAAAAACCACCUGAAAUGCAGUUCUUAUAUAAACAAACUGGUUAUGUUAUCGUUCACAACUUUGUCUAAUUUCGAUGCUGUUACUGAGCAGCAAUUUAUGUGCCUUAAAAGACCUCUCAGUUGGUUUCUGAUAAGCACAAAUAUAUCCUCUUGUUAUUCAUAGUCUGAGCAUCAAAAUUAGAGAGCUUUCAACUGCUACAUGGCUGUAUAAUGAAGUGCAGAUUUUCAACUUCCCCCAAAUAGUUGCACAUUGUGGCAUAACUGAAAGUGAUGUGGGACUGAAAUAGAGGGGAAGAUUACCACCCAGCACAUUGAUACAGCUAUGCAAUUCACCUCUUGAUAAAGUCGGUUUCAUAUCCAGCUCUACUGAAGAUGUCACUGACGCAUCCAUGUAAGUUUCUUGGCAUGAUAAUGGAAGUGGUUUGCAAAAGGCAGUUUCCCUGUCUUCCGAACACAAACUUACACUUUGAAAUUCUUCCAUCACUGUAUCUGCACUUUUUAAAAAUGGAGCUGGUGGCCUUUCCUAUCUGUAUUUUCAUUAGUAUAUAAAUGCAUUGUAAAUAUAAGGGCAAAAAUAAAAAUUACAAAGAGGGUUUUUUAACAACUGAAGAUUCAUAAAUGUAUCAUAAUUUUAUUAUUGAGUAGUUUAUUAUAUAAAGUAAAUGUGGAUGAGGGCAUCACGUAGAUUUAGGCUCUUCCUCAGCUUCUAUGCCUUCCCUGCGAUUGGAAUACCAAUUUUCUCAGCUAUAUUUUAUAGGGCCUGCAGUGCCUGCAUUUGAAGGCAAAACCAUAUUGUCUGCAACUCCUUCAGGAAGUUGUAUCUUUUCCUGGGAUUGGGGUGGUUCACCAAAGUUAUAGCAGAAUCCCAGGAAUAGGUUUGGUAUAAAGAGUGCUAUGUACAUACCCUAAAGCCUGGGUGUCAAACUUGCGACACCACAUCAUCACGUGACGUAUCAUGACUUUUUCCCCCUUCGCUAAACCGGGGGUGGGCAUGCCCAGCAUGAGACACAUCCAGCCCACGGGCUGCCAGUUUGACACCCCUACUCUAAAGUGUCUCCUUGCCUUCAAAUAUGAAGCACUGCUGUGUUCUAAUAUUUAGAGUUUAUUUGUUGCCUAUCACAUCCUGCUCAGAUUAAUAUUUACAGGGAACACAUCAGCAGAUGUCUGCAUGUGCUGUAUCAAUUUUUAAAUUUUUAAACAAAAAAACUUAAAAGUGCCUCAACAAAUUGCAGGUUUUGGUCCCACUACUUCUUGCUAGGAAAAUUCUAACGACAUUGGAAAGAUUAACUAGCCAUUAUAGGCUGAGGAUUCUCUAGGGCGAAGUUGCCCAACCUUGGCAAUUUUUAGACGUAGAUUCCAACUCCCAGAAUUCCCAAGAUGUGUUUCACUACAGGGGUCCCCAACUCCAGGCUGCAGACUAGUACCCGUCCAGAGCCCUUUGGAAACUGGGUCAUGCAAACAGUAGGUGAGCACAUAAAGCUCUAUUUGUGCAUGCAUAGAAUUACGUUGUGCACAUGAAACCCUCCCAGCCUGCCACUGCCGGUCUGUGAAGCCAAAAAGGUUGAGACCACUGUUCUAAUAGAUAUGGAA